AUGUCCGACAACCCCAACAGCCCCACCUCGCCUGGCGGGCGCCAGAUCCCGCGCUCGCGCUGGCUCCUCAGCUUUCCACUUCAAGGCCCGCACUCGUUCAUCGCGAGCGAGGUGUACGCCCAGCUCGCACCCCACCGCCCCAUGGCCACCAUCUGCGAGUUUCACACCGCGCAUGGGGGCUACAUUGUCAUGGUCGGCGUCAACAAGCAUCUCACGCGUCGCGACCCCGAGGAUGUGCGUAACGAGAUCAUGGUCUCUAUUAUGGACCGUGCGAGCCACAUCGAGUUUUACAUGCUCUACGAUGGCUUCGUCGUGUACGAUGCGUCUGGCAAUGCACAGUACCGCCGUGCCCACUUCCAGGCAUUCAACAACUACCGCCGUGCGACUUUCACCCCCCUCAUCGUCGUCAGCGCCCAGUUUGGAGUCUCGCCCCCGGCGGACCCAAGCAACGUCCCUAUCGGAGCACACAACGCCCAGCAGCCCAACAUUGUGCAUCUGACCUCAUACCUUGCCCCGCAGGUCACUGUCGCCCCGCAGCUCGCCCCGCAGGUUACUCUCGCCCCCGUCGACGAGGAGGAGGACGACGGGGACUCGGAGACGUCCGGCGAGAGUACUCUGUGCUCGUGGAGCACGACGUCGCUCGACAGCAUCAAGGAGCCCGCGCUGCCCGCGCCUACCCUGGCCGGCCACCAGUUCAACAACGACAGCAACGUGAAGCAGGACAAGUCUCACUGGCCCGACGCGUACCGCAAUGACAACGACGGUCCCUCCAACCCCGGUCCGGCCGCUUCGCUCGACCACCCCCACGCGAGCAGCCUCCCUGCUGGUGGCGCGUCGUCGAGCCCCAACACCUCUGUCAACGCUGACGAGGAGGACGAGGACGAGUGGGGUGGCCUUUACGACUAA
Molecule: messenger RNA, 906 nt
Organism: Vanrija pseudolonga
Lineage: Eukaryota; Fungi; Basidiomycota; Tremellomycetes; Trichosporonales; Trichosporonaceae
Exons: 3
Coding region: 1-906 (301 amino acids)
Source: RefSeq, a predicted model, not a curated record